Molecule: messenger RNA, 768 nt
Organism: Porites evermanni
Lineage: Eukaryota; Metazoa; Cnidaria; Anthozoa; Scleractinia; Poritidae
Source: the annotation of a GenBank genome assembly
AUGAUCGCAGGCGACCGAAGCAGGCGUGAGCAUGUGACAAAAAGUUCCCGGUUUCUUUGGAAUAUGUUCAAAAAGUAAGCAAUUAUAUUGUGUUUCUUUUGUUUAUCCUAUACAAUUGUCUAGAUAAAAAUUGUUUUUCCUUCCCUCCUCUUUGGUUAUACUACAAACGAGUCCAAUUUUCUCUUAGGAAAACCCCUUGGUCACAUGAAGUUUUAAAGUCACUUGGGAUUUGCAUGUUUUCAAGAAUAAUCACGCGUUAGUUUAUGGUUUAUCACAGAUUAUAAGAAAUUCUUCCGCCUUUUUUUUGACGGAAAGCCACUUUUAAGUGCAAGCCUAAUUCAAAUACUCGAUCUAUUUUGUUAUUUUGCCGUUAACUGAUUUUUCUUACUAAGAGUGUGAAUAUUUAUAGAAAUUAACUUUUACUUGGCAAGUUCCAUGUAAAAUAUUUUGUUGACGAGUUGUGGUGUGUUUAAACUGGUUUAAACCAAUCUCUCGCACUAUGGCCUUGAGUGAAAUUUCGCUGAAAAGGACUAUAUUGGAAUUUGUCUCAUGAAAAACAUUUUCUUCUUUGUGAUAUAUUUCUUUCACGUGUUUUUUUUUUUAUCCACCAGAUUUCAGGCUGGGGAAGCUGUCUCGGGAGUAAGUCAAGUAAAGUCAUCUGUUCAGCGGGCAAUAAAGGCCAAACUUGUUGAGCAGUUUCCUCCCAUAGAAGAUUUCAUGGCAGAAAUACUUCCUAAAAAAGAGUCUUUAGUGGUGGUGAAAUGGUAA